Molecule: messenger RNA, 1842 nt
Organism: Ornithodoros turicata
Lineage: Eukaryota; Metazoa; Arthropoda; Arachnida; Ixodida; Argasidae
Exons: 1
Coding region: 1-1842 (613 amino acids)
Molecular function (GO): nucleic acid binding; RNA-DNA hybrid ribonuclease activity
Source: RefSeq, a predicted model, not a curated record
AUGGACACCAACGAAGGGAGUACACCCCCAGUCACACUUGUACAAGGAGUUCCGCAAGGAGCAGUUCUCAGCCCGACACUCUUCAAUCUGCUCAUGUCGGAGCUCGCCAGCUUACUACCACCCAAAGUAAAAUAUACCAUGUAUGCCGACGACCUCUGCAUAUGGAGCAGUGGAAGACAGAUACAGGCGAUAGAAAACACACUUCAGUAUGCCCUAGUAACCAUCGCCAUCUUCCUUGAAGAAAGAGCCAUGGACCUCUCAACCAGCAAAACCGUCUACUUACCCUUUACAGGAAAGCGGCUGAAAAACUUUAAACUCACAGUGGCCGGAACCGAAAUAAGGCGGGUCACCAAGCACAAAUACCUGGGAGUCACCAUCAACAGGAAUACAACAUGGGGUGACCAAGUUAACCACCUGGAAAAAUCCACAAGAACCUACACAAACAUAAUGAAAAUCCUUGGCGGAUACCGAUGGGGUAACAACAAGGCUCUUCAAGCAAUGCACCGUGGCCUCAUCAGGCAAACAAUAGCCUACAGCAUCCCUUGUCUUCAAAACCUCUCUCCGUCUCAGGAUAACAGACUGCAACGUAUCCUAAGUCGCAGUCUACGCAUCUGCCUGGGACUUCCUAGAACUGUCAGAACGGAUAUAGUACUUGCCGAAGGAAGAGAGCCACCCAUCCAAACCCUUCGCAAACAAGAAACUGAGCGGCACCUUAUCCGUCUCCUCACAAGACACUACGGGCACCCCCUCAUCGACAAGAUAAAGCAACGCACCAAAUGUAGCAUCUAUAAGGCCAUCCGAUACAUUGACCGCAUCCUUCCUAAGCAUCGUGCAAAAAGACACUAUCAGGACACGGCCCCCUGGCUCCUACUCCCACCAAAGAUCUCCACUGAAGUACCAGGGAUUGACAAGAAAAACGAAACACCACAAGUGGCCCUAAAAGCACUAGCCAUGGCACAUAUUGAAGAAAACUACCCGGUAGCAAUGCAGGUGUAUACCGACGGUUCCACAUCGAAAAACAGAUCAUCCAGUGCUUUCGUAACCGACGGCAUAACAAAAGCGUACAGGUUGUCCCACAAGACAACAUCCACAGCAGCAGAGCAACAUGCAAUUUUGAAAGCUCUACGCCACAUCAGAAAAUCCCAAGCCGGGACAUGGGUAGUGUGCUCCGACUCCAGAGCGGCCCUCUACUCCAUCCAAAAGCAGGACCCACAAGACCGUAUUGUCUACAACAUCAUGAAGGCGCACAGCGAAGCCGAAGCCUUAGGACACAAUAUAUCACUCCAAUGGAUACCGUCUCACUGCGACAUCUCCGGAAAUGAAUGCGCAGACAGAGCUGCAAAGGAAGCCCCUAGCAAAAGUAGGAUAUCUGCAAUCCCCUUUACAAAGUCAGAUGCCAAGAGCCUUCUUCGUAAAAGUACAGAAAGAAGAUCGCGCACAAUUUGGAAACAAUCAAUGAGACCAAAGGACUACCUUGCAUUCAUCGACCCUGAAGCAGACAGCAUAAUUCCAAAUGGAAUUGAACGAUCAGUCAAAACAGCCAUACAUCGCACACGACUUGGAGCGCUGUACACAGGAACUACAAGGCGCCAGCUAAGGCUCUGCGACUCAGACCUUUGCAAACGAUGCAAAGUCCCAGAGGAUACACACCACAUAAUCAGGCACUGCCCAGAAUAUAGCCAAGCCAGACUUAAACUCCAACAGACUCUAGCGGCACUGGACAACAGGCCUUUCUCCUUUUGCAAGAUUACCGGAAGAUGGCCCACAAGGCACCAACAAUCCAAAGCACUGAAAGCGCUCUGCGUUUUCUUAAAAGACAGCGGGAUAAAAGACCGCUUCUAA